GGCAUUCCUGCUUUUAUUUACAUCAGUUCCAGUAGACGCAAAAGGUAUUAAAGCAAAACAAAAAUUGAAAAUUGAUUAAUGUUUCUAGGAACUAGAAUUAUUUAGCAGAUAUGGCACAAAGUAACGACAUGCCAUCCGCCAUGGAGAAUACUUACUUUGUACAAGAUGAUCUGGAUGGAAUCAACUCAGACGAUUCAGGUGCUGAACAUUUGCUGAAACCGGGUGUUGCUCUAAGGGAACAAGAUCGUUUUCUACCUAUAGCGAACAUCACCAAAAUUAUGAAAAAAGGAAUUCCCUCCAACGGGAAGAUAGCAAAGGAUGCCCGCGAGUGUGUGCAGGAGUGCGUUUCGGAAUUUAUUUCUUUCAUUACAUCAGAAGCGAGCGAAAGGUGCCACAUGGAAAAGAGGAAAACAAUCAACGGUGAGGACAUUCUGUGUGCCAUGUAUACACUAGGAUUCGAACAUUAUGUUGAACCGUUGAAAUUAUAUCUCUCGAAGUAUCGUGAUAGUCUCAAAACUGAACGAUCUAGUCCAGAGCCAUCGCCUGACCACGAGCAACAAUACGAACCAAUUGAGCAAAACUUUAACCCCGUACCAGCCUCGAGCGCUAGAACGAACGUAACUGCAGAAGUCAUUUACGAAGGCUCAGAUGGCACAUACUAUCUCAAAGGUGAUCCUUUCCAUUGAUUAGAAAAAAGUGAAAGUAUUUUUUAAGCACGACUCGAUUGUAUAAUUGUUUGAAAAAUAUAUUAUGCUUUUUCUAGUAAA
This is a messenger RNA of Wyeomyia smithii (pitcher-plant mosquito), 767 nucleotides long. RefSeq lists its product as uncharacterized. Lineage: Eukaryota; Metazoa; Arthropoda; Insecta; Diptera; Culicidae. Gene Ontology annotation, cellular component: CCAAT-binding factor complex; nucleus. Gene Ontology annotation, molecular function: protein heterodimerization activity; DNA-binding transcription activator activity, RNA polymerase II-specific; RNA polymerase II cis-regulatory region sequence-specific DNA binding. The transcript is spliced from 4 exons. Gene Ontology annotation, biological process: regulation of transcription by RNA polymerase II. The record is from RefSeq and is a predicted model, not a curated record. Bases 111 to 686 code for a protein of 191 amino acids.